AUGGCGAAAGAGUGGUCUAAUGGAGGAGGAGGAGGAGGCGGUAAACGAAGAGGAGGAGGUUCUCGUGGAAGCAACAACACUGAUGGCAACAACAACAACAACAACAACAACAACAACAACAACAACAACAACAAGAAUGCUAAUACUACUGCUUCCAAUUACAAUGCUGCGACGAAUAAUCGAGGAGGCAGACGGAAGCAAAAUCAAAAUGCACAACGAACAACAAACCAACCGUCCAUUAAGGUUUCAACUGGAGGCUCCCAGAGACCAGCAAAUGCUAGAAAUAUGACAGGUGCCAAUGCUGCAACCACCACCAAAACAAGGUCGGCGGCUAACACUUCCACUUCCACUGCCACUGCCACAACUACCAAUGUCAAUACUAGUGACAAUACCAAUACCAAUGUCAAUGUUGAAAAAGAAACAGUCCCAACCAAAGUGGAAGUAAAAACGAUAAUACCUGCUAGCUAUGCUGCAGCCGCGUCAAAGUCGAGUGGGGACGAUCAUAAUCAGCAGCAUAAUCAGCAGCAGCAGCAGCAGCAGCAGCAAUCAGAAGCGCAGAAACCACAAACACAAAAUCAAUCAUUGGGCAAUACAAAACUUGCCGACUCAACCAUCUUGGCUUCCAACUAUGUCCCAGAAUACCUAAAGGAGGUCUUGUAUUUACCAGUUCAACAUGGUUAUCAAGCCAGGAAACUGCCAGAUAUGUUGGAUCAUUGCAAUCGGACCUAUUACGAAAUGGUCCCACAUCCGUUUCAAAUACCACAACCCCCAGUACUACCACUUCCCACUCGAGAAGUGGCCAUGGUGCCUUUGGAUCCAUUUUUUGCUUUGAGGCCAGAAGUAAAGCAACGGCGAUCCUUGCUGUUGUUGUCGUCGUCGUCGUCAAAGUCUACUACUACUGCUGCUGCUAUUACUACUACUACUCAAACGCCGCCACCAACAGAAACAAUAACAGUACAGCCUACAGAGCAACAACAGCAACAGCAACAUGCUGCAAGAUACAUCAUUCCCAAGCUAGAAAAUGCCAAAGGGAGAAAUGACUACUUGCAUACAUUUCGCCUUUUGCUCCAGGAAGAAUUUGAAGAAAAGAUGAUGCUCUACGAACGAUACACACAAUUUCAAUCGACUGUCAAUGUGCAUCCCAAAGCUGCUGCUCGGGCCACUCUUCAUAUUCCGGGGCUGUCCAAUACCCGACCUUCACUGGAACCAGGAGACGAAGUCUUGCUGCGCCCGCAACCAUUGAGAGCUGUGAAACAAUUGCAGGCCAAUGGUGGUGGUGGUGUUGGUGGUGGUCCUGCUACCAAUAGUUACUACUACAGCAACCACGAAACCACCAUGAACAUGGCGAACUCUCCCAUGGUGGAAGUUCAUGCUCAAGUGGUAAAUGUUGUUCGCGGAACCUGGAAAAAUAAAGGCAAACAACAAAAGGCCAAAAUGACAGACGACAAGGUGGUGAUUACUUGGUUGGAACCACAUUUUAAUCAGAUGUUGCAAUUGAAUCACCAGUUGGUCAGUGUGCGCUUUUUGCCCUCUACCAUUACUUUACAACGAACUUUGGAAGCCCUCAAGUGGAUUGAACGCUUGCAUCCGGCAGUGGCCCAACAACUCUUGUUUCCGACCGAAAUACCUCAUUUGCCCAUUGCAGCGGGAAAUGAUGGUGAUAUGAACGACUUGAUGUUGGCCCAUGCACCGACCGAUGUGGCUGACAGCAACAGCAACAAUAGCAACAGCAACAGCAACAAGAAGAUUUCUACUACUAUUCCUACUGUAAAUGGAACCGAUGCUCCAACAACAACAAUUGCUGCUGUUGCUGCUCCUGUUGGUCCCAAAUUGAAUGAAAAGCAAUCGCGAUUUGUACAUAUGGUACUCAAACGAACACGAUACCCCAGCAGAGGAAUUGUGCGGCCGCCAAUGAUAUUGACAGGUCCGGCUGGAACCGGCAAAACCAAGGCACUUUUGACCAGUAUCAUUCGAACACUACAGCAACAAGAUGCUACUACUACUGCUGCUAGUAUUCAAAACGGCAACGGUGACAACAGCACUACAAAUCAUCCACAGCGACUACCCAAGAAACAUAUUUUGGUAUGUGCUCCCAGUCAUACUGCCUGCGACGUCAUUACAAGGCGGUUGUCCAAGUCGCUCAGCGCCCAACAAUUAUUUCGACUGUAUCCGUCCAGUCGCUCAAUAGAAAUGGUGCCAGCCGAAUUGCUUCCAUAUGUUCGAAUGAAACCCAAUGAUGAAACAGAGUUUAUCUUGCCUCCUACCCAAGAGUUGCUGGCCUUUGAAGUCAUUGUUUGUACCUGUAGUGAUGCGCACAUUCUGACCCUGGCAGGUUUGACCAAUUCUCGGUUGCGGAUGCGGCGCCAACAGUUGCAAGAGUAUGCGCUUACAAUCUUGCAAGCGGGAAACAUGCAAAUUUCUGGUGAAAUUGUUGGUGCGGGAGAUCCACACUUUACUCAUCUCUUUAUCGACGAGGCCGCCCAAGCAACAGAGCCCGAAAGCCUCAUUCCAAUCUCCGUAGUGGUAGACGACUUUCCAAGUGCCAUCAAAGUCGAAAUUGCUCUCGCCGGAGAUCCGCGACAGCUCAGUCCCGACGUCUAUUCGCCACUGGCAGCAGGGGACUUACAAAAAUCCUUGUUGGAGCGAUUGCUACGACUGCCUGAAAUCGGUGGUCGAUCUCACAUGAUGGGACCUCCAACUGGAGAAAGUUGGACGUCCAUUGGUGAACUCAUUGAAUAUUCCUUUCAAAAGAAGGAGGAUCAUGAUCAUCUGUCUGUCUUUUUGACGACUAGUUACCGAGGUCAUCCAUCUUUCUUGAUGAUGCCAAGUAAACUGUUUUAUUUCGACAAGCUCCGUAGCGCACACCCCUUUUCGGAUUCGACGGACAGCAAAUGGUGCAAUGCUUUGCGAAAGCUUGAAGCUGCUUCAUCCAUUGUGAAUCCAAAAGCGGAGAAGCAAGACUCUUGGCCCAUACACUUUCGAGGUGUUGUGGGAAAGGACCAAUCCACUGCCGUGGAAACCUUUUUGGGAUCCAACUCCUGGUCCAAUCCUGUAGAAGCAAACGAGAUUGUAGGAAUUGUUCAAACUCUGGUUACGGAGGGAAUAUCAACAGCUUCCAUUGGCAUCAUGGGCGCCUUUCGCGGACAAGUAAUCUUGAUUCGACGCCUGUUGCGAGCGAAAGGUUUGGGCGCCGUCAAUGUUGGAAUUGUCGAAGAUUACCAAGCUGUGGAACGCGAUGUCAUCAUAGUGUCGUUGACACGAUCCAACAGUGCAUUUCUCAAUGCUGAUAUGGAGCAGAGAGUCGGACUUUUCCAACAAACGAAACGAAUGAAUGUAGCACUGACAAGAGCCGAAAAUCUCUUGGUGGUAGUGGGAGACCCUGCUAUGAUGGAACAAGAUGAAGUCUGGAAACAGUGGCUUGAAUUUUGUCACCACCACGGCUUUUGGUAUGGAACCAAAAGCGAGAAGUCAUCGAUUUCAUAG
Messenger RNA from Cylindrotheca closterium, 3483 nucleotides. The record is from the annotation of a GenBank genome assembly. Lineage: Eukaryota; Bacillariophyta; Bacillariophyceae; Bacillariales; Bacillariaceae.